GAUCAUUGAAAAUAAUCAGUAUUCGUUAGGUUGAUUUGAGUGGAUGUAUAUCAACCAUUUUCCUUGUGUUCCGGCUAUCGUCUUCGAGAAAAUCUAACAGCGUGACCGCCUACACAUUUUAUAAAUAAACAUUCGUGUUUAGUGCAUACUUUUUUCGGAUUUUAGUGAAAAUGGCCAGCGCACCAGUCAAAAAGGUUCCGAUACAUUUACAGAGCUCCCAAAACCGUCUCCUCAUCAAAAAUGGCUGUAUCGUGAAUGCUGAUGGGAUGGAAGACGCUGAUGUUUACAUCGAAGAUGGUGUCAUCAAGCAAGUGGGUAGGAAUUUAAUAAUUCCUGGUGGGACUCGCACCAUAGACGCCACCGGCAAGCUGGUCAUGCCUGGUGGUAUCGAUCCCCAUACACACUUCGAGUUAGAGAUGAUGGGCGCCAAGACCGCUGACGACUUCUAUAAAGGCACACGAGCAGCCGUGGCUGGUGGCACCACCACUAUCAUUGACUUUGUGCUGCCUCAGAAAGGACAGUCGUUGAUAGAAGCCUACGGAAAUUGGAGGCAGAAGGCUGACAAUAAGGCGUGUUGCGAUUACGCGUUGCACGUGGGCGUGACUUGGUGGUCAGCUUCCGUUAAGAAGGAGAUCUCCCAGUUGGUGCACGAUCACGGCGUGAACUCCUUCAAGAUGUUCAUGGCGUACAAAGACGUUUGGAUGCUGGAUGACUAUAACAUGUGCCUGGCGAUGGAGGCGUGCGCCGAGCUGAAGGCACUACCCAUGGUGCACGCGGAAAAUGGUAGCAUUAUAGCACGUAACUCGGAAAAGUUGCUGGAAGCUGGGGUCAAAGGUCCCGAGGGUCAUGCAGCGUCCAGAGACGACCAGGUCGAGGCCGAGGCCGUCAACCGCGCCUGUGUCAUCGCUAACCAGAUGGACGCUCCGCUGUAUAUAGUACACAUGAUGUCUGCCGCCGCCGUGCAGUCACUGCGUAACGCGCGUCGCGUCGCCAAACAUCCAAUAUUCGGUGAAACUUUGGCCGCGACGGUCGGCACUGAUGGCUCGCACUACAAGAACGCGUGUUUCCGCCACGCCGCCGCCCACGUCCUCUCCCCGCCACUCCGCGACCCCAGCACACCGGAAGCCAUCAUCGACGCCCUCGCACACGACGACCUCCAAGUGAUAGCCAGCGACAACUGCACCUUCAAUGAAAAAGAUAAGGAAUUGGGGAAAAACGACUUCACCAAGAUACCUAACGGCGUGAACGGGGUCGAGGACCGCAUGGCUAUACUGUGGCAGAAAGCGGUCAACACUGGUGUCAUGGACCCUUGUCGUUUCGUGGCCGUGACGAGUACCAACGCUGCGAAUAUCUUCAACCUACCGUCCAAGGGCCGCGUGGCGGUGGGCGCGGACGGUGACGUCAUCGUUUGGGACCCUCGCCUCGAGAAGACCAUUUCCGCCGCGACUCACCACCACGCCGUAGAUUUUAAUAUAUUUGAGGGUCAGCGCGUGGUCGGUGGACCUCAAUACGUUAUUGUGAACGGUCGAGUGUGUCUCGAUGACGGUGACCUUAGGGUCGCUGAAGGUUACGGUAAAUUCUUACCCACACCACCAAAUUCUCCGUACGUGUACGGUGAAGUACCCACCACGCCGCAACCGGAAAGGGUCGAAUACUUGCCCUCACCCGCCAGGGUCACUAACGGGACUCCCACAGAACUGCAGAUAUCUCACAAACUAGAAGCUACUUCCGUAUCCGGCUGCAGCACGCCCACCGGCCGGAAGAUGAGGGAGCCCGGACAGAGAAACCUUCAGAAUUCCACCUUCUCCAUCAGCCAGGAAAUGGAGGGACUCGACACGAAGACGUCAGUGCGCGUACGGAACCCACCCGGCGGGAAGUCAUCCGGUUUGUGGUAAAACCGGUAGAAACCGGAUAAAACCAGUUCAAUGAAAACUGAAACCAGUCUCGCCCGGACAGACACUCGUUACAAGCUGUAACAUUUUUACCGUAUUAUAAAUAUUAUUGGUCAGUUAUCAGAAUUAAUAACAUAAAAGGUAUAUGUCAAUAUUAUUAACGUUAGAACCGGGUUGAACCGGAUAGAACUGGUUUUAAGGACGAUCGCUUUUCGCUUGGACAUGACUAAAUUAAUGCAAAACUGACAUAAAAAAAUUUAUUGGAAAAUAAAGUUUUUUUUUUGUAAUAAUCGGAGUAAAUAUAAUGACUUGUUAAUCAUGAUUGAUUGAUUAUAGAAAGGAUGUUUUUUUCAACAUGAAAGUCGCAUUUGUAUUCGAGCUUGUUGCCUUUGAUGUAUGACGUGCAAAAUUGACAGGCAUUUAAUAUGUAUGGAGGAAAUCUGAGAAUAUUUAACUGAGCGUUAGUUUGGAUACAUUAAGACGUUUGUUUUUAGUGAGCGAUCAAUGUUAGCUCGGUGUUAAGUGCAUGUAUUGGUAAUUAUUUAUUUUCUCAUUUCAUAGACUGAUCCACAGACAAGCUAGACUAUAGACGAUGUUUUUACGGAAGUAAAAAAAAUAAUAAUGUUUUUAUAAUUAGUGAAUUUAAAAGUUUUUGUAAUCUGUAAUUUAUAUUGUGAAACGACCAAGUAGAAACGAGUGGUUUUUUAUAAACUUAAAUUAUACAAUUGAUAAUCGCCAUUUUGUUUUUCUAGAAUGUUCUAGAUCAAAACGAAUUCAAUAAUCUUUAUUAUUCAUAAUGAUGUUUUAUAUUUUAUUUCCACCCGCAUGAUCCCUGAAGUGUCCAAAAGUCGAUUUAGUUUUAUUGCUGCAAACAUUGUAUGCGAUAGCAUAAUAUACAUACUUAUUUGUAAUCCGUACUUAUUAACUCUGUUAUAAUAAUAUUUUAAGAUUAGUAACUGUUUAGAUGUAUUUUGCACUUUUCAAAUCAUUAAUAAACAUACAACUACCGCCAUCUACCUUCACUAUUGACAAUUUUAAUACAUUUCAAAGUUUAUUUUACCAAAGAUGUAUAAUUAGUUCUGUGUUACCUAGUUUAUAAUCGGCGUCACUUUUUUUCUGUCUAUUCCUUAAUCCGCAUUGUCACAAAUAAAUAAUGUAAUCUCUUAA
Messenger RNA from Danaus plexippus (monarch butterfly), 3059 nucleotides. It is a transcript of the gene CRMP, whose product is annotated as dihydropyrimidinase. The record is from RefSeq and is a predicted model, not a curated record. Gene Ontology annotation, molecular function: dihydropyrimidinase activity. Bases 171 to 1895 code for a protein of 574 amino acids. NCBI's taxonomy places the organism in Eukaryota, Metazoa, Arthropoda, Insecta, Lepidoptera, Nymphalidae. The transcript is spliced from 14 exons. Gene Ontology annotation, cellular component: cytoplasm; cytosol. Gene Ontology annotation, biological process: pyrimidine nucleobase catabolic process.